Molecule: messenger RNA, 4918 nt
Organism: Racocetra fulgida
Lineage: Eukaryota; Fungi; Glomeromycota; Glomeromycetes; Diversisporales; Gigasporaceae
Source: the annotation of a GenBank genome assembly
AUGACUUCAGUCCGGUCGAACAAUACCUUUUCUAACUCGGAUGUUGCCACACUUACAAGUUUUGGUUAUAGACCUGGCGAAGAGGAUAAUGAAAAUGUAAUAUCAAAAAUAUUUCAACGCGUAAAAAGUUCUUUCGCUGUAUCCCCUGGUACUCCGAAUGUAAACAAUUCUACAGAUCCUCUCGAAAAUUCUUCAACAAACUCUUCUCAAGAUCUUGAUUUUGAACCUUCGAAAAGUACCUCGUCGCUAUUAUUACCUGAUAAAGAUAAUAAAGGUUUUAAACAUGGUGUCACCCCUGCUCCCCCCGUCGUCUCAAUAGAACCUUUCCUUGGAAGUGCCCCAGCAAAGCUUAAAUUAGAAUCUACGGACAAUGUUCAAGACCAUGCUAAUGGUACUGUAAAUGGGAUCAAUACUACUUCAAGUUUAGUUAAUGGUUCUACCAACCAGCAAAAUUCUCAGGAGGGUCUCGACGCAGCGUGUCAAGACACGUAUCCUAUUUAUAAAGAUGUUUCGGAUACCCGAUCUAUUCAAUCUGUUCAGGCUACUGCAUCUACUGCUAAUAAUUCUGGCUAUUCAUUUAGUAAAGUUAUCAGAAGGUUACGUGGUGAAGGCGUAAAUAGAGGUUAUUGGAUGGCAGAUGAUACUUGUAAAGAAUGUUAUGAUUGUAAAACUACCUUUACCUUAAUAUUUUGUUCUAAAUGUGCUUCCAAUAUAAUACCUGGUGAAAAGUUUAAUUAUGAUGGUGCUAUGCGUGUUUGUAAUUAUUGUCGUCAACUUAUUAAAGAUUAUGGUGAGGAUUCUGAUUCUGAACCAGAAUAUUGGAAUCCAGAAAAACCCGAUUUUUCAAAUAAUACUGUUCCAAGGUUACAUUUAACUCAACCUAUGCCAACUGACAAUCACAGUAUUCCAUCAAGUACAACGUCUGAAUUAACACCUUCUACUAUUAAUUCUCACCUUUCUCCACGACCUCCUUCUCCUGAUACUCUCUCAUUGAAUGAUGGUUUAAAAAAAAUUAUUUCUGUUGGGUCUUCUUUAUUUAUCUUUGUUACUAGUAUUUUACACGUGGGUGGAAGUAGUGAAUCUGCUACUCCGACCCCUGCCGUUUCUGAAUAUGCUGGUAGUGAUGAUGAAACUAGUGAAUAUGGUUCAAGAUCUUCUCUACGGUCAAUGCCAAAAGGUCAACGUGCUGAAGAUAUAAGAAGUCAUUUUGCUAGAGAUAAAAGUUCUUCUCGACGAUGGAGUAUUAAUAGUAAUCGUUCAUCCAGAGUGGGUAAAAAAAGAAGUGGUUUACUCAGACAAAUUAAUCCAAAUAGUGUGCCUAUGGAAAUGUCUUGUUCUGUAGAAUCUAGACCUUCAUCUCCAUUUAGUAUGCGACAUUCUCGAACUACUUCUAUGCAAACUAAAACUGAAAUUAGUCCAAUUUCCCUACAACAUAUGAGACAAUUAUUACGUCAAUUUUUACGGGAAUCCGAAAUUGAUUUAUCCGAAGGUUGGGAGGAUGUAAUAAUGGCUUUGAUGACAAAAGUUUCUAAUAAUUUAAAUCCAAAUGUUCGUGGUGGUGAUGAGAUUGACAUUCGACAUUAUGUAAAAAUUAAAAGAAUUCCGGGUGGUACACCUCAAGAUUCUGAAUAUGUUCAUGGUGUUGUAUGUGCAAAAAAUUUGGCUCAUAAACAAAUGUCAAGGGCUCUUCAUAACCCUCGAGUUCUUAUUUUAACUUUUGCUUUGGAAUAUCAUCGCGUUGAGAAUCAAUUAAUGUCACUGGAACCGGUUAUUGCCCAAGAAGAAGAACAUUUACGUCUAUUGGUCAAUAGAAUUGCUGCAUUACGUCCUCAUUUAGUUCUAGUUGAAAAAACAGUCGCUCGUAAGGCUUUGCAAAUGUUGUUAGAAAAGAAUAUUGCUGUUGCUUUAAAUGUUAAGGCAUCUGUUAUUGAAGCUGUUGCUCGUUGUGCACGAGCUGAUAUCAUUCAGUCUAUCGAUAAACUUGCUAUAGAACCAAAAUUGGGAAAUUGUGGAAAGUUUUUGGUUAAAACUUUUGAUCAUCAACUUAUUCCAGGGCGACGAAAGACUUAUUUAUUUUUUGAAGAAUGUCCUAAAGAUUUAGGUUGUACUAUUGUUUUACGAGGAGGAAAUAUGGGAAUUCUUGAAAAAGUAAAACGUAUUGCCGAUCUCAUGGUUUUCGUGGUAUAUAAUUUAAAAUUAGAGACUGCUCUGAUAAUGGAUCAAUCCGCAAAAACACCCGAUUUUAUUGAAGAUCUUCAAAUUAGUAGUCAUGAUUACUUUUCUGCUAAAUGUGAUGAGUUGGAUCCAUUAGGACCAUACGAAUCAACUAUACUUUCAGUGUCCCCAUUUAUUAAAUUCCCACCACCUUAUUUAUUGACAAGAAUGAAGCAAGCUGAACAAAAGCUUGCGGAUUUGGUACAAAAACGUAAUUGGUCUUCAAAUAAAGACGGUGAUAAACAACAUUCGGCACCAUCUACUUCUGUUGGACUUUCUGGCAUUUUACGUACUCCUGAACAAGUUAUAGCUGAAGCAGAAUUUUCUGAUGCCAUCCAUGAUCAUAUCUUUCAGACACGUGCUUGGGAAAGUUAUGUAUAUAAUAAUAUUGUUAGUCCAUAUGCACAUCAAAAUAUAUCAGUGUUGUAUUCUAAAGUUUGCACUGUAAAUGGAAAUCCAUGCAAUGAGCCCGAGAUUUUGGUUAUGGAAUAUUAUCGUGAAUCUGAUCGUACACUUGGACAAUAUAUAGAAGGCAUGUGUUCGAGGUCUAAUGUAUUAUGUAGUUCGUGUGAUCGUCCGCUAUUCAUGCAUUAUCACUGGUUUUGUCACGGAAAUUCACGAAUUACCGUGUAUAUUGACGAAAAUCAAGAAUUCCCUCUCCUAAAUGUGGAUCAAAUAUUCUUGUCUACUCGUUGUAAAAUAUGUGAGGUUGUGACACAACCUACAUUAAUGAGUGAAGAUACAUGGAAAUAUUCAUUUGGAAAAUAUUUAGAACUUUCUUUUUAUCAAACAGAAGUUAAGAGUCGUAUAGAAAAAUGCUUGCAUAAUAUUUUUCAUGAUCAUGAUUUAUUCUUCCAUUUCAAUAAGCUUACGGUUAGAUUUCGAUAUGAGCCAAUCGAACUUUUGGAAGUAUAUGCACCACCUAUGCAUCUUUAUACCAAGCCCGAAGUUCAUAUUCGUCUUAAAAAUCAAGAUUUAGAUACAAUUCGACAUAAAAUAACGAAUUAUUGGGAUUCAGUAGCUGAUAGAAUAAAAAAUUUCAAUUAUGAGAUUGUUCAACCAGAUAAGGUUGAAAUGUGCAAACAAGAAAUGUUAGAAAUGUCAAGAAGAGUUGUGACAGAGAAGAAAUUUAUGCUUCAAAAACUCCAACAAACAUAUGUUAAUAGCCCACCUGAAGAUACCUUAGCAUUAAAUAAUGUAUUAUGCGUUCUCCAAAAUAAAGUCGUGGAAUGGGAUAAAGAUUUUAAUGAUAUCGCUCGACAAUAUUUCCGACUAACCGCAAAGCAAAUAAGGAGAUUUUUUGUUGAUAAUCAUGAAGCGAUUACUUUACGUGGUUAUUCGAGCUCAUUUUUCGAUGAUUUGCCAUUGAUAAGUAUGGAUCUUGACACUGUAUUUGAUUCUAAGACCAAUGAUUCUAUUGGUCCUACGAUUGUUCCAAAAUUAGGAAGUUCUCCUACAGCGGAUCUUAUUUUGAAUGGACUUAAAGAGUUAGAUUUCUUUAAUGAAGGAGAAAUUGAAAGUCUUGAAAAUGACAUAGAAAAGGUCGCUUCACAAUUGACCUUGUUUCCAUUUAUGGAUCCAAAGGUUUCCAGGCGUUUAUCAAUGAAAUGGAUGCAAGAAUCUAAAUCAUGUCAAAGACAAAUAAUAGCUCGCACACCAUCUGAAUCAAUCUUUCCAGCUAUUCCUGACAAACAAGAUGAUUGUGAUUUUACUCAAACAACUGAAAUACCUCAUAUAAUACCAUCUACUAUUAAACAAAGGCAUGCUGCAUCAUCACCUUCCUUUAACACAUUACCUUCUAAGCCAAAUCGGGUAUCGUCAUUACAAUCUCCUACAAAAUCGUCAUCAACAUCUCGAAUUAGUCGGUUGCAGCAAGUAUUGGAAAAAGAAAGCAAUGUACAAGAUUAUCCUCCACUCAAAAAGAUACAAACUAAGAGAAAUCAAAAUAUAGCCUCUGAAAAAUCUGGAAUUCCUCGUCAAAAUUCAAAAUCUAGCAGAUCAUCUACAUUUAAACAUGCUUUACCGGAUGGUUAUGGACUUUCUGCAAUAAGAUCUCAUGAAAAUAGAAAAAAUAAAUUAGCUAGUUUUUAUAAAUCAAAACGUAGGCCAACUAUUCUACCCUCUAAGCCAAUUAUUGAAGUUUAUAACAAUGCAAAGGAUGCUACUGCAGAAGAAUCAGAUUGCUCUGAUGACUCUGAUGAAGGUAUAGAUGAUUGUCCCGAACGAUAUUACGAUGAUGAAAGACGAAUUUUCUCAUUGAAUCGUACAGAUGUAUUUGACGAAUUGUUGGGAAAUGAAGAAUUUGCUACAUUACCCGGUCGAGAACCAUCGGAUGAAACAUAUAUAUAUCAUUCCGCAUUGGCAUUUUUAGGAAGUGAUCUCAAUGAACCAACUACACCAGUAGCAGAAUCAUUUUCAGGAUCCAGUAGAUAUUUACUUCCAAACGAUGCAAGUGAUUCUUCUAAUGUACAAAGGGUGAUGAGAUCUAUUACAAGCUUUUGGACCGAUAAAAAAAAUUUAGAUCCACUGAUUUAUCCUUUUUCAAAAGAAUACUUGGAAAAAUUGAAGACAGUGCAAAACAAUCAAACCAAUGAUAUAUUCACAGUAGGAGAUGAACGAUUUAGUUCUAAAUCUGCCAACUGGGCAAUCGAAGGAGAAGAAAACAAUGAAGUAGAGGAUAAUCUAUUAUCACAUAUGAAAUACC